Molecule: messenger RNA, 1682 nt
Organism: Caenorhabditis angaria
Lineage: Eukaryota; Metazoa; Nematoda; Chromadorea; Rhabditida; Rhabditidae
Source: the annotation of a GenBank genome assembly
AUGACAUUUGUCCCAAAAAGCCCACAUAUUCUGGAAAAAUGGAUUCGAAUUUUGGGCGAAGAAUUUCGAGAUGAAAUUAAGAAGAAUAAGGUGAUUAAUAUGAUUUGUUUGACACAUUUUGAUUUGCCCGAAAAUUCACGAAAACGUGGAGCAAAUCAGUUGCCGAAAUUGAAAAAUGGAGCGAAAAAUCGAAUGAAAUGUGCUUUGGAUUUUGAAAUCGGUGUGAGUUUUUUGUAUUCGAGCGGAGCGAGUGUAACUUCAUAGAUUAGAAUAAGUUAGGGUAACUUAGCUCUCGUUAAUUUUUUCAGUCAACCCGUCAAUGUCAAUAUUGCCGAAAAUCAAUAAAUCAAGGAAAAAUGACACAUAUUCCAAAAUCACCGAAAAUUCUCGAAAAAUGGGUCGAAAUCUUGGGCGAGCAAUUUUUGGAAAAUGUCAAGAAAAAUAAUGGAGGAAUGAUUUGUUUGACGCAUUUCGAUUUGAAACCGGGAAAAAUGAACAGAGGAGCGAGGAAUUUGCCGAAAAAAAUGGAAAAUGAAGAAAAGGUUCGAUUUUUUUAUUUUGAGUAGAGAGAGAGAGAGACAACGUGAAAUUAUGAGAGCGCAGACAAAAUAAUUAAUUUUUCUUUUUUAUCUACAAAAUAUCAAUCAAUUCAUCUUCAUCAGAUAGUAAUUCUUCUUGAUUUCUCGACAUAAAAACUAAUCUGAGCAACAUAAUGAAUCCUUCAAUAGUUCUUUCCAAACAAUCAAGUACGUCACGUGGAAUUUGUCGAAUAUUCCGAGGAUGUCUAAAAAAAUUUAUGGAUUGUUUUGCUUUCAUAAAAGUUCAUAAAACUUACGAAACAACUGCAAUCAAUAUAAUCAAAAUAGUGACUAAUUGCAUUUCUGAAUCUGGAGUUCGUCUUUGAAAUGCAAAAAUAGUUGUCCAAACAGAAAUUAUGAAGAUAAUUAGUGGAAGUGGAUCUUCGUCUCUUUGAGAAUCGCUUGCAGAAUUUCGUGGUGAAAUAUCCAUUUUUUAGGAAUUGAAAAGACUAACAAGAUUUGACGAAAACUGGGAAAAUGCCAAUUUUUGCACGCCAAAUAGUGUUAGAAAAGUGGGCGGGGCAUGUGAAUAUUUGGUGUACGGUAUUUGGGAAGUUAUCGGGUUUCACACAUUGUCUACCUGAGAAUUCCAAAAAAGUUGGUUUCGAGAAUUUUCAGAAUUUAAGCCUGAAAAUAUGAAUUUCAAACUAAACAAAACAUUUUGAUCUCUAGGAAAAUUUUACAGAAUUCUAGAUUUUCUGAAAUAAAAAAAUUGUUUUUUUCAUAUAUAAAAAAUUUUAGAAGCAGAAGCCAAGAUUAAAAAUGAAAUUUUUAUUUUUUUCAGAAUCUGAUGCCUAUGCUCAGUCCAAGUCUUCCACCACAAAAAAUCAAAACCGAACAAAUUUCUCCAGUCAAAGUGGUAAAUUCCCCGCUUUUUUCUUAUUCAAUUUCCUAUUUUUUUUCCAGAAAAGCGAGCCGAUUUCCUCAUUUCCUUGUCGAUUUUGUGGCAUGGAAUCGAUCGAAGAGAAUUCGAUGACCGAAGUUCCGAUAAAUCACGAUGAAAUUAUGAAAUGGCUCGAACUUCUGGGAGCCCAGUUUUCAGCAAAUCUCAUCCAACAUUGUUCACCUCAUUUUGUUUGUUCGAUUCAUUUGAAAAAUGUAUAG